AUGACACGAGCGCAACAGACUCUCUCGAUUGGCCUUUUGGUCGCCUCCGUAUAUAUGGUAGCGUUCCUCGGCCUCGCACCCUUACCCAAGAAGAUCGCAGACGAUAUCAUACCUGUUCUCCCCUUCUGGGCACUAGUCACAUUCGGGGCCUACCUCCUGGCCAAGCUGGGCUACGGCGUGCUCACCUUCAACGACUGCCCGGACGCGUACGAGGAGCUCAUGAAGCAAAUACAGGAAGCGCGGGAGGAUCUGAAGAAGAAGGGCGUGGAGGUUGAUUGA
Messenger RNA from Baudoinia panamericana UAMH 10762, 279 nucleotides. RefSeq lists its product as uncharacterized. Lineage: Eukaryota; Fungi; Ascomycota; Dothideomycetes; Mycosphaerellales; Teratosphaeriaceae. The coding region runs from base 1 to 279 and encodes 92 amino acids. The record is from RefSeq and is a predicted model, not a curated record. Gene Ontology annotation, biological process: GPI anchor biosynthetic process. The transcript is spliced from 3 exons. Gene Ontology annotation, cellular component: dolichol-phosphate-mannose synthase complex; endoplasmic reticulum membrane.